UAAUACAAUUACCUCAAUCCUUUCUGUUCCACUUCACACUUCUUUGUUCUCAUGCAAAAGCAGAGUUUUGAAGGAUUAAGGGUGGAAAAUGGCAACGGUCUCCACAUUUUUAACUCCUUUACGUUUAGUCUCCAAUACCCAUUUUAAAUCUCCCGAAAGCCUCUCCUUUUAUCCUAAUUCAAUCCAUUUUCAGACCAAAGUUUGCUCAUUUUCGUCCAACAACUUAUCAUUGUCCUCCAAAACGACCAAAACUCUUCAUGGGACUUGGAAACUCAAGUCUGCUGAAGAAUGAGAAACAUAUGUUGCUGAGCAACAAGACUCUGUUUCUGUUCCUGUCUCUCCCUCUGACACUCUCAGAAUGUACUUCCAGGUCACUUACAAUCAAUCUUGAUUGUUUGAAGGUAGAUGGAAUGUUGAAUGAAGCUGAAAUUCCAAAGGUAACUAAGGCAUUAGAGGGAGCCGAAGGCGUUUCCAACUUGAAGGUUCAAGUCCUUGAGGGUAUUAGUACUGUUGAGACGAGUGUUCUUUUUACGACGGUCCAAGCUACCGGAGUGGCAUCCAAUUUGGUGGAGCUCAUACAGGGUGCAGGAUUCAAGUUACAGACAUUGAAUUUGAGCUUCGAUGAUGAAGAAGACAUUCUUGUGUAG
Hibiscus syriacus is the source of this 647-nucleotide messenger RNA. RefSeq lists its product as uncharacterized. The coding region runs from base 258 to 647 and encodes 129 amino acids. The record is from RefSeq and is a predicted model, not a curated record. Gene Ontology annotation, molecular function: metal ion binding. Gene Ontology annotation, cellular component: chloroplast. The transcript is spliced from 4 exons. Lineage: Eukaryota; Viridiplantae; Streptophyta; Magnoliopsida; Malvales; Malvaceae.